Molecule: messenger RNA, 579 nt
Organism: Penicillium paradoxum
Lineage: Eukaryota; Fungi; Ascomycota; Eurotiomycetes; Eurotiales; Aspergillaceae
Exons: 3
Coding region: 1-579 (192 amino acids)
Source: RefSeq, a predicted model, not a curated record
AUGAUCUCAUCCCUCGGGCUCUCGGUGUUGGGGGAUACCAUGUGCCGAUCGACACAGGAGAACAACUCCUCCGUACAUUGUACAUUAUACAACAAAUCCUUGGAGAGUAUAUAUAAAUAUCUCGUGAGUGUCAGUCAGGUUCGGAUUAUUCAAGCUAAUCACCACAGUCCGCUUCUGAUAACCCUCGGCCUCCGCGCUGCUCCCGGCCAGGUGCCAGCAAACCACGCGUCGGGCUUCCUGGUCGCGAACUGGGUCUUUGCCUUCUGCUUAAUGAGCACCCGGGGCACGAAGACGCGUUUGGGGAUCGACCACAAUGCCAAUCCCCGGGAGGACUUGACCAAGUAUGGCGAGGCCGCGGUGCAGUCGGGCAAGAUUACUCGUCGCGCCCUGGAGAAGCUGAAGCGACAGGAGAGGGAUACCCCUUGUUUGUUGCGGCGAUAUUCGGUUUCGCGUCUGGUAUACAGCCUGCUAUACUCCCACAUUGAGUCAAAUUCGUGGAGUUAUCUGCGCUCGGUCGCUUGGUGGUCGGGCAACAUCAGCUGCUUCUAUGGGCUGGUGCAGGCUAGCAAGAAGCUCUGA